UACCCUCCUCAACUCUCACUCAAUGCGUACAAAGAUGGCGGAAGUGGAGGAACGGAGAAACCUGUUGGGUAGCGAUGAUGAAGGUGAUAACGUUUCGUUUUCAGACACCACGGAUGGACCGGGACCGAGGAGAACAAUGUCCGCUAUAACCGAUCCGAGUCGGUUGCCACACCGAAUUAUCGUCCUUAGUUUUAUGUGCUUUCUGGGAUUCGGAAGCUACUUCUGUUAUGAUAAUCCCGCAGCGCUGCAAAAACAAGUUGUUCAGGACAUGAACUUGAACACAGUUCAGUUCAUGCAGCUGUAUUCCUGGUAUUCAUGGCCAAACGUCAUUCUCUGUUUCCUGGGAGGGUUCAUGCUGGACAGGGUGUUUGGCAUCAGGUUGGGAACCAUCAUCUUCGCGCUGUUUGUCUUUGUUGGACAGGUGAUCUUUGCGUCCGGUGCUCUGCUGAAUAGGUUCUGGUUGAUGGAGGCCGGCCGGUUCGUGUUUGGGAUCGGAGGGGAGUCCCUGGCUGUGGCCCAGAACACCUAUGCUGUGAACUGGUUCAAAGGGAAGGAGCUCAACCUGGUGUUUGGUCUCCAGCUUAGCAUGGCCAGACUGGGGAGCACAGUCAACAUGAACAUCAUGGGCUGGGUGUACAACAGAGUAGGAGACCUGGUGGGGUCAGCAGGAUACACCACACUGGGAGUCUCCCUCAUGAUUGGUGCGUUGACCUGUGUGUUCUCCCUGGUGUGUGCUCUGGUGUUGGCUGUCCUGGACAGGAGAGCAGAGAGGAUCCUCAACAAGGAGCAGAGCAACACCGGGGAAGUGAUCAAGCUGACUGAUGUAAAAGACUUCCCCUUCCCUCUCUGGCUCAUCUUCCUCAUCUGUGUGGGCUAUUACGUAGCCAUCUUCCCCUUCAUCGGCCUGGGACAGGUGUUUUUCAUUGAGAAGUUUAACUUCUCUCCCGCACAAGCCAGAGCUAUAAACAGUGUUGUGUACAUCAUCUCUGCCCCCGCUUCCCCACUGCUGGGCUUCCUGGUGGACCGCACAGGCAGGAACGUGCUGUGGGUUCUCUGUGCAGUUGUGUGCACUCUGCUCGCUCACAUGAUGCUGGCCUUCACCUUCUGGAACCCCUGGAUCGCCAUGUCUCUCCUAGGCUUGUCAUACUCCCUCCUGGCCUGUGCUCUGUGGCCCAUGGUGGCCUUCGUGGUGCCAGAACACCAGCUGGGGACCGCAUACGGCUUCAUGCAGUCCAUCCAGAACCUGGGGCUGGCCCUCAUCUCCAUGGCAGCAGGUUCCAUCCUGGACAGCAGAGGAUACCUCUUCCUGGAGGUCUUCUUCAGCGCCUGCGUCUGCUUGGCUCUGAUUGCCGCGGUGAUGCUGUACUUUGUGGACUAUCUCCGAGGUGGAGAUCUGAACCUGUCAGCUUCAGCCAGAGCCAAACUCCUCAAAGACACUACUCCUGAGGCAGAAUGACAGGUGUCAGACAUGCCUUGGGCCCUUCCCCCGUCCACCAGGACCACUGACCAAGCCAAUCAUCUUAACUGACACUCCUCCUUGCACUUAACUGACCAAUCACAGACAAGAUGCUGACCGCUUUGGCUGGCCAAUGGCUGACUGUUUCCUGUGGAAGCUAGCCAAUGGCUGACUGUUUCCUGUGUUGGCUUACCUCAUCCCAACUUCUGCCCCACAUCUCCUUCUACACAAACUACAGGACUUUUAUUCUCUUUUUUUCCCGUGCCAACUUCAUUCUGGCAGGUUUUUCUGCUGAGGUACUGAUGAUGGACUGGGAGGAGGCGAAAUGGACUUGAUUGUCUAUGAGUAUCGAGGAGUCUGCUUUGAUUAGCCUCAUGAUUUCAACGUUUUUUUAAUUACUUUUAUUUCUUUUGGUGGGGGAGGUGAAUUCACAACAACCUCUUCAUCUCCUGUUUUACCGUCACACUGACCACAUUUAUGUUCAUUUUAUCACCAUCUUUACCGAAGUUAAGAUCGUCUUCUCCUAUUACUUCGUUCUUUAAACUCUGGUUCUCGGUGUGUGUGUGUGUGUGUGUGUGUGCAUGCCUGCGCAUGACCGGAUGCAGAGGCUCAUAAACCAUACUCUUUAUGUCCUCCUUGACAAGCGUUCGUGACGACGGGCUCUGACAGGCCUGGGGUUGUGAACAUCCCUCCGCUGCAGGGAAACGUUCAGAAUGAACCGCUCGACUUGGUAAUGUUGUGUUCUAAAUGACCUUAGGCCGAAUCCCAAUUCUCUGUCUUACCCCUACCCCUUAGUUUUGCGCGUUCACGUGAAAGUAAGUGGUGUCCCAAUACUCUUUUUGAUCGAGGGGUAAGGGGUAGGGGUACAUACCAGCCUUGGAAGCCAGUCCCUCCAAGGCAACCAGCAGGAGACCAGUCUCAGUGCUCUCCCAGGUCCUGACCAGGAACAGGGCAUGAGAGAGAUCUGGUCUGCAUGUUUAUAUUUGGGUUGUUUGUGGAGGAAACAUUUGUGAGCUUGAGGAGAACAUGCUGUCCACAGAAACCACUCCUGACCACCAUGCAGGGCCCCGUGCGGGAAUCAAACCCUGGACCUUGUCUUGGGGUGGGUUGUAGAAUUGAACAGUUUGUGAGGAUGGCCCCUUGGUGACAGUGGUGUGGAAUGUUUUCCAAGUAUUACAAGGGAUGUUUUUUUGGUGCCAAUUGAUCAAUCUCAGGAAUUAGCUUUUUAAAAUGUUGUUUACAGAGCUCUAAAUGAUUUGGGAGGUGUUUUAACCAUUAGGACUGUGUUUAUUUCUACUCUAGCCUAACUCCGGGAUAUUGGGCUGCAGGGAACUGUGGACAACCACUUUGACAACACGGGUUUAGCAUGAGAUGGCACUGGUUUAAUGUUAGCGGUCAGCUUAGCUUCAAUGUUAGCAUUGUUAGCUGAUGACUUGGCUGUAAUGUCAGCUGUUGAGCUUUGCUUUAAUUUCAGCUUUCGUAACUGUUAGCCUCACUUUCAUUUUAGCUUUGCUUUGCUACAAUUGUAGCCAUGUUAGCUUUUCUUUUAGCGCUGUUUGAUUGUUCCUGCUGGAAGAUCUGCUGUGGGUGGCGGCCUGCUGGGCAGACUGCGCUCCAACAGAGCUCAUGUGACCUCCACAGGUCAAAGGUCGUCAUGACCAGGUCUCCAUCUUCCUCCCAGUUGUCAUACCGACAUGGUUGACCGCCAUGUUGGAGGUCAAAUUAUAGAUAAACACCGAAUCGUUACUGGCGUCAAGAAUCAAGUAUACUAGAUACCACACUGUAUAAUCUGAUGUAUUAUUCUGUAUUCUCUGACAAAUUACAGAUAUACACGAAAAUAAAAUGAUGUUUUCAAAAA
Molecule: messenger RNA, 3314 nt
Organism: Hypomesus transpacificus
Lineage: Eukaryota; Metazoa; Chordata; Actinopteri; Osmeriformes; Osmeridae
Gene: mfsd1
Product: major facilitator superfamily domain containing 1
Exons: 16
Coding region: 23-1456 (477 amino acids)
Biological process (GO): transmembrane transport
Cellular component (GO): lysosome
Molecular function (GO): transmembrane transporter activity
Source: RefSeq, a predicted model, not a curated record